This is a messenger RNA of Anopheles funestus (African malaria mosquito), 734 nucleotides long. RefSeq names its product titin-like. Bases 107 to 664 code for a protein of 185 amino acids. The transcript has 2 exons. The record is from RefSeq and is a predicted model, not a curated record. NCBI's taxonomy places the organism in Eukaryota, Metazoa, Arthropoda, Insecta, Diptera, Culicidae.
UGGGCAGUCGACACAGAGUGGAUGAUAUAAAAAGGUGCCGGUGAUAGCAGAGCAUCAUUCAGUUGAGGAUCUUCAAUCGUGCAGUACAUUCAACCAGUAGGCAGACAUGAAGGUGUUCAUUGUGUUCUCUGUGGCCCUGGCCCUUGCCAGCGCGGCGGUAGUCGACGAUUCGAAGAAGGAAAAGCGCGGACUGUUUGAGCUGGGAUCGUCUCAACAGGAAUCGUACGAAACCUACGGCUAUGACCACCAACAAUCUCACGGAUACUACGGUAACGACUACGCCGAGAAGGAAGUGAAACAGAUCAUCACGAAGAAGGUCCCAGUACCAUACCCAGUGGAGGUCGAGAAGCGCGUGCCAGUCGAGGUGAAGGUCCCAUACCCAGUUGAGGUUGAGAAGAAGGUCCCAGUGUACGUCGAGAAGAAGGUCCCGGUGUACGUUGAGAAGAAGGUUCCAGUCCACGUUGAUCGUCCAUACCCGGUGGAAGUGAAGGUCCCAGUCCAUGUCCCAGUUUACCAGAAGGAAUACGUCGAGGUCCCGAAGCCAUACGCAGUUCAUGUCGAUAAGCCCUACCCGGUGUACGUGAAGCAGCCAGUGUACGUCGAGAAGCAGGUUCCAGUGACGGUGCACAUCAAGGAGCACCAGAAGAAACCCUUCUGGGGUUGAUGUGAUGCUUGCGAGAUGUUACAUACUGGUAGAAUAAAGAUUCAAAACUGAUCUUCAAACGAUUGUGUUA